Molecule: messenger RNA, 1099 nt
Organism: Medicago truncatula (barrel medic)
Lineage: Eukaryota; Viridiplantae; Streptophyta; Magnoliopsida; Fabales; Fabaceae
Exons: 1
Coding region: 266-841 (191 amino acids)
Source: RefSeq, a predicted model, not a curated record
CCAAUGUUGAUGUAACAACUAUGAGCAACAUAGAUAGAUAGAUACAAAAAAAAAGUUAUAAAUGAAAGGGAUUUUACGGUCCAUAUAUGUUAGGACGUGAUAAUAAAACCUUUCUGGUACAGAAGUCAUAACUAACCUGCUUGAUUCUUCACCAACCAUAAGAAAAAGCAUCCAUCAAAAAUGUCACUCUCUCUAUUUAGUAUUUUCUACUUAUUGCAGAAAACACAGUCCCUUAGUAUUCUACUCAAACAAAGCAACAUUAUAUAUGGAGAAACAGAAACUCUCACAAGAAGAAAAGGAAAAUAAAUUUUCAGUGUCGUCAAAUUACAGUAACAAUACUGUGUGGGAUUGUGGAAGUACACUUUAUGAUUCCUUUGAACUCAACUCCUUCAAAAACCAACUUGACUCAGCCAUAGCUAGUUCAAACAUUUUAAAUAGAACACUUUCCAUGUCUCAUUUACCGGAGCGUCAAGUCACAGUACUUCAGAAAUCUUCGUCUUCUUCUUCUUCUUAUUCUUCUUCGGUUAUGUCAAAGAAGUCGUACAAGAUUUCUCGUUCUUUUCAGAAUUUUAUUCGUUCAGUUUUCAAGUCGGGCAAUAAGAAAUCCGACCUUUCAAGCAGUAUCACUGGCACUAGCAGUAGCAAUAGUUUCAAAAUGCAAGAAAAAUACUCCAAAGAGUGUUUGUAUAUGGUUUAUGAUAAGUCUGGACCAGUUCUUUCUACUAUACCUGAAGUUCCUGAAUUUGAGAUUGGUGUUCUUUCACCUGAGGUCUUUUCCUUGGUUAAAAGGUCAGCUUCUGAUCGGUUCACGACCACCACAAUUGGUAUUGCGUGCGUCUAAAUUGAGGUUUUACAAUGGAAUUUACUCAUAACUUGUCAACUUCGUAACAACAUUCUAUGCCAACCUGAUGAUCGUCCCCUUAAUUUUUAAGUUUUAGAUCCAUGUUGUUAUUUAAUUAGAGUUGAUUAAAUUAUUAUUGUACGUUAGUUAAUCUUAUUGGGGUCUUGUAAACUCAUCAAUUGGCAUAUUAUAUAAGAAUUAGAGUGUGUGUGCAAGAUUUCUGUUUUGAAUAUAAUAAAUCUAGCUGAUCUCAUGCCA